Molecule: messenger RNA, 687 nt
Organism: Aspergillus fischeri NRRL 181
Lineage: Eukaryota; Fungi; Ascomycota; Eurotiomycetes; Eurotiales; Aspergillaceae
Product: NuoI/complex I 23 kDa subunit family protein
Exons: 3
Coding region: 1-687 (228 amino acids)
Biological process (GO): mitochondrial respiratory chain complex I assembly; mitochondrial electron transport, NADH to ubiquinone
Cellular component (GO): membrane
Molecular function (GO): 4 iron, 4 sulfur cluster binding; NADH dehydrogenase activity
Source: RefSeq, a predicted model, not a curated record
AUGGCCUCCUCGACAUCUGUUGCGAGGCUGGUCGCCUACCGUCGCCCUACUCCCUACCUGUGGGCCUCUUCUCUCCGUCUUUCGCCUUUGGGUUCAAUCGCAAACUUUUCCUCCUCGGUGUCGAGAGCUGCUACACCAGUUGGUCCUCCUCAGCCUGGAUUCCGUCUACCUGCGCCGAGGAAAUGGGACCAGGAUCCCGAGUCUUCGCUAGACAAGGCCAGCAAGUACUUUCUUAUGGCUGAAUUAUUCCGGGGCAUGUACGUGGUUCUGGAGCAGUUUUUCAGACCACCUUAUACUAUCUUCUACCCCUUCGAGAAGGGUCCCAUCUCCCCCCGCUUCCGUGGCGAACAUGCUCUGCGCCGCUAUCCCACUGGUGAGGAGCGUUGCAUCGCUUGCAAGCUCUGCGAGGCCAUUUGCCCCGCUCAGGCUAUUACCAUCGAGGCCGAGGAACGUGAAGACGGAAGCCGUCGGACAACCAGAUAUGACAUUGAUAUGACCAAGUGCAUCUACUGCGGUUAUUGCCAGGAGAGUUGCCCUGUUGAUGCUAUUGUCGAGACUUCCAACGCGGAAUACGCCACUGAGACCCGAGAAGAGUUGCUGUACAACAAGGAGAAGCUUCUGGCCAACGGUGACAAGUGGGAGCCAGAGAUUGCCGCAGCCGCUAGAGCCGAUGCCCCCUACCGGUAG